Messenger RNA from Hibiscus syriacus, 471 nucleotides. RefSeq lists its product as uncharacterized. The record is from RefSeq and is a predicted model, not a curated record. Bases 1 to 471 code for a protein of 156 amino acids. Lineage: Eukaryota; Viridiplantae; Streptophyta; Magnoliopsida; Malvales; Malvaceae. The transcript is spliced from 2 exons.
AUGGAAAAGGCUGGUGUUUUCGUUUGUCUCAUGAUUGUUCUCGUAGAUUUUGCUGCUGGUUUUCUCGUCAUCCAAGUACAUGUAAAGAGAUUAGAGUGUCGACAGCCAAAUGAUGAAGCUUUCAAGCUCGGGCAGAUUGCAGCUGUUCUACUAGCUUUAUCCCAUGUUUCUGCAAAUUUACUCGGUGGCUGCAUGUGCAUCUGUUGCACUGAGACUCUUGAGAAUAAAUCAUCUGGUAAAAGGAAAUUCUGGUUCGGGUGCCUCGUUCUUUCUUGGCUUGUAGUGGCGGUUGGAUUUCCAGCGCUGGUGAUGGGAAUGCUGGAGAUUUCGAAAUCAAAAGGGUUGUGCCAGCAGGUUUUUCAUCGCCAUUUUCUACUUGUUGGAGGAAUAUUGUGCUUUGUUCAUGGGAUUUUAAGUGUUGGAUGCUGUGUUUCUGCAAUUUUAAGCUUUGAAAAGGAUGGAGAUCCUUAA